Anolis sagrei ordinatus is the source of this 3065-nucleotide messenger RNA. Lineage: Eukaryota; Metazoa; Chordata; Lepidosauria; Squamata; Anolidae. The record is from RefSeq and is a predicted model, not a curated record.
CCUUAUCUCUUGAGGGGAGUAGCUCAUUAACCUGGUCUUCCCCUCCUCUUUGUCUUGCAUAGCCUUUGCUUCGUGACCUCAUUAGAUGGAGAAGGGAAGAGAUUCUUCAGUCCUGAUGGAGCCCAGAGCGAAAGUGGAGAAACCAAACCAGCCCAGCCCUGAAGGAGGAAGAGAGCCCUGCCAAACCUGGGGCAGGAAAUGUGUUUGGUUCCCGAGCGCAAUGGGCAAGGAUGUCUGGAAUGAAAAGGUCUUCAUCACAUACCUUCAGGCCCAACGCUUCCGGCGCUUCCGCUUCCAGAAGGACUUGGGGCCCCGAGAGUUUUGCAGCCGCCUCCACUCUCUCUGCCACCUGUGGCUGAAGCCUGAGGAGCAUACAAAGGCAGAGAUUCUGGACCUGUUGAUCCUGGAGCAGUUCCUGGCUGUCCUUCCUGAGGAGAUGGGGUGCUGGGUGAGGGAAUGUGGGGCAGAGACCACUUCCCAGGCCGUGGCCUUGGCUGAAGGCUUCCUCCUGAGUCAGGCCGAAGAGGAGACGUCGCUCCACAAAGAGCGGCAGGUGAGAAAGAUGCAUCAGGCCCAGAAGGCCCCACCAGGCAGCACCAGCCAGGGCUUCCCUUCUGGGCGGAUCAUGCUGGAGAAGGGCACAGGAGAGUCUCCACCAGGAGAUGAGCCAAGAGUGCUGGAAAGACAUGGCGGCUCCACUCUUUGUGAUGCAGGAGAAGUGGCAUCCAUUCAGCAAGAUCAGGUGAUAUUUGAGGAUGUGGCUGUACAUUUCAGUGUGGAGGAGUGGGCCUUACUGGAUCCAGAUCAAUGGGCCCUGCAUGGGGAAGUCAUGGAAGAAAAUUACAGGAUGGUGGCUUCUCUGGGUGGCGAUGGACGAGGGAGUGACGAUGGCGGAACUCCAAGUAAAAUGUGGAUAAAAACAGCAAGAAGUAAAAAGGAAGAAGAAAGAAGACCAAGAAUCGAAUCGGAAGGAUAUAACAGGAACCGGUGCCCUGCUGACAGCAGGGAAAUCACAAUCCAAGAGACAACAGACGCAAGCGGGGAGAUUGGAAAGAGCCCUGUCUUUGAGAAUAGCUUCUUCCAAGAGGCAUCUAAUACAAAUCCUACACACAGUGAAAAAUACCAAAUUAUGGACAAGUCAUAUAAAUGCCUGGAGUGUGGAAAAUGCUAUCCUCUAAAAGGAAUCCUCAACGCACACCAAAAAACCCACACAGGAGAGAAGCCAUUUAAAUGCCUGGAGUGUGGAAAAUGUUUCUUUCAGAAAGGACACCUCAAGACACAUGAAAUAACCCACACAGGAGAGAAGCCAUUUAAAUGCCUGGAGUGUGGAAAAUGCUAUCCUCUAAAAGGAGCCCUCAACGCACACCAAAAAACCCACACAGGAGAGAAGCCAUUUAAAUGCCUGGAGUGUGGAAAAUGUUUCUUUCAGAAAGGACACCUCAAGACACAUGAAAUAACCCACACAGGAGAGAAGCCAUAUAAAUGCAUGAAGUGUGGAAAAUGUUUCUUUCAUAAAGGACACCUCAAGAAACACGAAAGAACCCACACAGGAGAGAAGCCAUAUCAAUGCCUGGAGUGUGGGAAAGGUUUUGUUUCAAAUAGCAGUCUCAUUGGGCAUGAAAUGAAUCACAGAGGAGAGAAACCCUAUAAAUGCUUGGAGUGUGGAAAAGGUUUUCUUUCAAAUAGCAGUCUCGUUAGGCAUGAAAUGAAUCACAGAGAGGAGAAACCCUAUAAAUGCCAGGAGUGUGGAAAAGGUUAUUCUGAUAAGAGAAGUCUUAUUGGACAUGAAAUUGAACACAGAGGAGAGGAAACCCUAUAAAUGCCUGGAGUGUGGAAAAGGUUUUCUUUCAAAUAGCAGUCUCAUUAGGCAUGAAUUGAAUCACAGAGAAGAGAACCUCUAUAAAUGCCAGGAGUGUGGAAAAGGUUAUUCCGAUUGGAGAAGUUUUAUUGGACAUGCAAUUGAACACAGAGGAGAGAAACCCUAUAAAUGUCUUGGAGAGACAGCCUAAAGGUGCACCAAAACACUCACAUGGGAGAGAAGCCAUAUAAAUGCCUGGAGUGCGGGAAGAGUUUCUUCUGGACAAGGGAUCUAAAGCUGCACCGAUACGCUCACAUAGGCGAGAAGCCAUAAAAAUGCUUAGAAGAAGAAAAGGCCUACAAAGGUCUGGAGUGUGGGAAGAGUUACAGCCUUAAAUCUGUUCUCAGAGUUCACCAGAAGAGUCAUACAGGAGAGAGUGGGAAGAGUUUUAGCUACAAAUCAGACCUUACAAAUGUCCAGAAUAGUCAUAGAGAAGAGAAACCAAAGACAUGUCUGGAGUGCGGGAAGAGCUUCCAUUGGAGAGGAAGUCUCAAGCCCACCAGAAAACCCACAUGGGAGAGAAGGCAAAAAGCCAGGAAUCUGAUAAGAGUUUGAACUGCACAUCAGUCCUCAAAGAUUCACCAAAUACAAAGAUAAAUUGUAUAUAUUCCUGAAUUUUGGAAAACGUUGAGUUCCACAACAAGCUUCACAAUGUAGUAAAAAACCAUAUGAGAAAGAAGCCAUGGAAAAUGCCUGGAAUGUGGUAAAGCCAUCACUCAGAGGAAAAAUCCCAUGAAGCAUGAAAUGAAUCUCAUAGGAGAGAACUUUCUAAAUGCUCAGAGGGUGGGAAGAGUUGUGUUCUCAAAUCAGGUCUCCAAAUGCUCCAGGAGAAAAAGCGUACACACGCCAAGAGCGUGGGAGAAUUCAGUUCUCAGUAGGCACCACAAUAGUCACGCAAUGAAGGAGACAUGUGGACAGAAAACUGGCCUAGCCUUUGUAUUGAUUCCCUCUUGUCUAGACUGACUCAAGUCAUCUUGGACCUUUUUUUUUUUUUUUGGCACACCUGGCAGGUUCAGCCCAGUCCUGGCCUUGUGGCCCUGUCGCCGCUUCAACGGUUGAGAGGAUGUGGGAUGCACACUAGUUUCCUCCUUUUCAGCUUUUUUUUGUUUGUUUUAGAGAGUUCACUGAAAUUUACUCAGUUUCUUGUACUCUUUUGCAAAUACUCAGAGUGAAAUAAAGACAUCAUAUGGCCUCAUGGUGUAAUGGG